Molecule: messenger RNA, 1606 nt
Organism: Anopheles funestus (African malaria mosquito)
Lineage: Eukaryota; Metazoa; Arthropoda; Insecta; Diptera; Culicidae
Exons: 2
Coding region: 927-1385 (152 amino acids)
Source: RefSeq, a predicted model, not a curated record
UAUCAGCAAUAGUUAACACCAGUACCGUAACUAAGAGCAUUCUGGUUUGGGAUAUCCCAAGUUCACGAUGCAAAUGUUUUCGAUUUCCAACUCUGUUUUAUGCUUUUCAAAGGUCUAAAGACAAAACCAAGCUAGACGAAAGGCGCUAAUGAUUUAAGCGAGAUAGAACAUUUAUGUUGCCGUUCUGUGAAAAAUAAUAACAACCCGGCUGAAAUACUCUUGAAAUUCUAAACAUUAUUGCAUCGACUUUAAUGUUUUGUAAAUAUGACUUGCAAAAUUUUUCGGCUCUUUUCAAUGAGUUGCAAUGAGUCAUUCUGCGUAAAAAAAUGUAAGUCAUUCUUUUGUAGACUUACGUAAAUUCUUUCUCACCUGACUAGCCCACUCAUCGCCCAAUCAUGCUUCGAUAAAUUUGUCACCCACAAGAUAUGCAAUUCAUUUUUCACACUCCGUCGUUAAGCAGUUCGGCAAACAAACGAUAAUCUGUCCCAGGCCUUAACGGAACCAUUCUAUGCAACAGUUUUGGGGGCAGUGGUAUAUCACAUUUGAAACUAAAUAGUUUACUAAACUAAAUGUUUCAAAUUCUGAAGUGAUAUUUGGAAAAGCAUCGGUUAGGAGGUUUUGUGAAUUGAUUUUUGGUUGUUUGUGUUUUGUUUUUUUUUUGCUGGCGACAUUUAUGCGUUGGAUUAAAAUGUCUCCGUCUAUGAACGCGGAGAGAACGUCUGGUGAAAUCCAGUUUCCCUAUGUUGCGCCGAAAAGGUAAUAAAUUAAUAUUUACCCAAGAACUUUGCUGACGUCAGUGAGAAUCGGAAGAUUCGGUAUAAAACCAUUUCACUGAUCCCAUUCCGGUACCAGUUUUCAACCGUACCUCCCGAGGGUAACAACUUUAGAAGAGACACUGUGGAAUUUUCAUAAUUUUUUUUUCAAUUAUGAUAAAGUUUGUUUGUCUGCUUGCCCUAGUGGCUUUGGCCAGUGCCGCACCACAGUUCAGCCCAGGUUUUCAGCCUUCCCUACCAGGACAGUUUGUUGGUGCUCAACAACCUGUGCCGUUCCCGGUUCGUCGUGUCCGUAGCGUUGACGCCACCGUAGCAGAGAAAGUGAAGGAAGAAACUGCCGCUUCGGAUACUGUUACGAUCGAGGCUGAAAAUAAGGAUGAUAUGGAUAAGGCUGAAACGUUCGGAUUCGGAUACAGUCACUAUUAUCCUUCCUAUGGAUAUGGUGGAUAUGGCGGAUAUGGCGGAUAUGGAGGAUAUGGCGGAUAUGGAGGAUACGGAAGCAUUGGAUACAGCUCAUACCCCAGCUAUGGAGGCUACGGAUAUGGUGGAUAUGGCGGAUACGGCGGCGGUUACGGAUAUCCCUACAGCUACGGUUAUGGUACUCCGUGCUAAAUCCGCCGGGGGCCUAAAUUCUUCCAACCAACCAUCGUCUACUGUACCUGGUCCAUAAAGAAAAUGUUCAUAACCCAUACAAUGUAUGUAAAAAAAACACUAAUAACAGCAAAUCUCUUAUUUUAAAGUUCAUAACUAACCGUAAAUAUUGAAAAUGAUUGUUUCGAUCAUCAUUUUGCACGAUAAUAUACAACUUCAAUAAAACACCUUUAAAUAAAAAA